GACAGGGUUUCAAUAUGUUGGCCAGGCUGGUCUCGAACUCCUGGCCUCCAGUGAUCCGCUAACCUUGGCCUCCCAAAGUGCUGGGAUUACAGGCAUGAGCCACCAUGCCCAGCCCAGACUGGGGUUCCCUGACUUAGCAAAGGGUUGGGCAAAAAGAUGUGGAGACCCCCUCGCCCCAACCGAAUCCCAUCAUUAGCUCUAAAAUCAACAGCCCCAAGGGAGUAGAGGAGGUCUGCUUAGAGAUCCUGGUUCCUUCCAUUUCCUUGAGGUCCGAACCAAAGUCAGAGCUGAAGUUUCAGCUAAAAUUGAAGCCAGGGCUAUUUGCAGAGGCUGCCGCCCUGGUGCGUCCGCUGGUGCUGGCCCAGGUUGGAGCUUUGCGCUAUGGCCUUGCCACACUGCAGGCAGACGCAGGGCUUCUCGCUGCUGUGGGCCGUCUAGUGGAUGGGCAGGUGGGAGCUCUGGCCGAAGCUCUGGCCACACUCACCACCAAGCAUCAGGUUUCCGGACUUUAUGACUGUGCUGGUGCCGCAGCAGAUUCCAACUGUGCACAAAACUCUUAACUACAAACAAGGCACUUAGAGGCCUUCUCACCCAUGUGGAGCGCAGGUGCUGCAACAGGUUGGAGCUAAGGCUGAGACUCUUGCCGCAGUCCCCUCAGCGAUAAGGCUUUUAGCGGUGUGUGCGCGCUGGUGCUGGAUCAGGUUGGAGCUGAUGCUGAAAGCCUUACCACACCAGGCACAAGUAUAGGGCUGAAGCGAUGGUCACACUCGGGGCAGGAGUACGGCUUUUCAUCGGUGCAUACCCAGUGGCGCUUAACCAGAUCAGAGCCGCAUCGGAAGCUUCUGCCAUAACCCGGACAACGGUAAGGCUUGUCACCAGAGUGGCUGCCUUGGUGGUGAAUGAAGCCGGGGAGGCAGGCUGUGGUCAGCCCACACUUCCGGCACUCGCAGGUUUUGGGGCUUGUAGACGGUUGCUCUUGGCAGUCUUCUUCCUCCGCAGGGCUAGAGCCUGACCAUUUUCCGGGCGGGCAGCUGCCCCGGCCACACCAGGAAGGGCUGCUCAGACGGAGCCACCUCGCAAUCCAGGGGUGACCUCGGGGCUCCCCGGGAUGCGAAUGUCCCGCUCCCCCGCCGCCCCGCCCCGUCCGGAUUCUCCCUCGCCUCUUCUGGCGCGGCCGACUGCACUGCGGGUGAAGAACGCCCCGUUUCCUAGAUGCCAGCUCCUGAGCUCACGAGCACGUCCAGAGCGGAGGACACUCGGGACACCGGGGUCCAGCUCCGGAAACGGAAAAUUCCACAAGCCCGUCACUCUAGGAAGCGGCAGCGAACGUUCUCCGUAGGUUUAACCCUCUUCUUCCUCUGACCGAGCGAGGGCUCCCCAUCUGCGGCGCGGUCAGGACCCCGCACUUUCGGCCUGGCUAGGGGUUCUCGGAGUCCGUCCCGAGGACGGGCCGCACCACCGCUGGGGGGCAGCGAAGCGAGCCUAGAGGAGGAAAGGCGGUCCCCGCCGAGUGCACGCCGGGGGCGGAGCACGGCACGAAGGCUCCGUGGUCGGGCGUCUGGGCUGUUCGGAGGCCCCGGUCCACCUGGAGGGCCCUGGAAGAGUUUCCAGCGCUUCCCGAGUUCCGCUCCCUGGGAUCAGCGGCGAGAAGCGGGGCGGAGUCUGAGGCCCGAGCCAAGAUGGCGGCUGCGAAGCCAACCCUCACGGACUCGCUCUCGUUCUGCCUCGCGCAGCUCGCGGCGGCGGCCGGGGAGGCUCUGGGUGGGGAAAAGGACCCAGCGACCAACGAGACACCCCUGAGCCGCGCGCUCCUAGCCCUCCGCACGCGCCACAUCAAGGCAGCGGGGGGAAUAGAGCGCUUCCGGGCACGCGGCGGGCUCCGCCCCCUACUCGCGCUGCUACGGCGAGCGGCUGCAGCGGGUUCCGCCCCGUCCCAGGCAGGCCCCGGCUCCGCCCCCUCGUCGGCCGCGUCGGCAGCUUCUAGCCCCGCCCCCGAGUCGGGCCCCGCCCCCUCCGCUGUGUCGUCGUCUAUUCCUACGCCGCCAGUGCGCCUGCGCAAGACGCUGGACUUGGCGCUCAGCAUCCUAGCCGAUUGCUGUACGGAAGGGGCGUGCCGGUCCGAAGUGCGCAGACUCGGAGGCAUACUCCCUUUGGUGACCAUUCUUCAGUGCAUGAAGACAGACAGCAUCCAGAACCGAACGGCCCGUGCCCUGGGGAACUUAGCCAUGGAACCUGAGAGCUGUGGGGACAUCCACUGUGCUGGUGCUGUUCCCCUGCUUGUGGAGAGCCUGACAGCCUGCCAGGACUCGCAGUGCCUACAGAGCGUGGUGCGUGCCCUCCGUAACCUGGCAGACUCACCCCAGCACCGCCUGGCCCUGGCACAGCAGGGAGCAGUGCGCCCGCUGGCCGAGCUCCUGGCCACUGCCCCAGAUGCUGCACUGACCUUAGCCCUCGUCCGUGCCCUCCUAGAACUCAGCCGAGGCUGCUCCCGGGCCUGUGCUGAGCAGCUAAGUCUGGGUGGGGGAUUGGGCCCACUCGUCAGCCUGGCUUCCCACCCCAAGCGGGCAGUACGCGAGGGAACCAUUCUGAUCCUCGCCAACCUGUGUGCCCAGGGCCUGAUUCGGCCUGCACUGGGCAAUGCUGGUGGCGUGGAGGUGCUGGUAGAUGAGCUCCGGCAGCGCCGGGGUCCUAAUGGAGCUAGCCCAACCUCCCAGCAGCCCCUGGUGCGGGCUGUGUGUCUCCUGUGUCGUGAGGCCAUCAACCGGGCCCGACUGCGGGAUGCUGGUGGCUUGGAUCUACUGAUGGGCCUGCUGCGGGACCCUCGUGCAAGCGCAUGGCACCCUCGUAUUGUGGCUGCCCUUGUGGGGUUUCUGUAUGACACUGGGGCCCUGGGCCGGCUGCAGGCUCUGGGACUUGUGCCUCUCCUGGCUGGGCAGCUGUGUGGUGAGGCUGGUGAGGAGGAAGAAGAGGGAAGAGAAGCUGCUUCCUGGGACUUCCCUGAGGAGAGGACCCCUGAGCGGGCACAGGGUGGAAGCUUCCGGAGCCUCAGGUCGUGGCUGAUCUCCGAGGGCUAUGCCACGGGCCCUGAUGACAUCUCCCCCGACUGGUCUCCUGAGCAGUGUCCGCCGGAGCCCAUGGAGCCGGCCAGCCCCGCCCCCACCCCGACCUCGCUGCGGGCACCACGCACCCAACGCACUCCGGGCCGCAGCCCCGCCGCCGCCAUCGAGGAGCCUUGGGGACGCGAAGGGCCAGCCCUGCUGCUGCUGUCGCGCUUUUCCCAGGCCCCUGACCCAAGUGGGGCACUCGUGACCGGCCCGGCGCUGUACGGCCUGCUGACCUAUGUGACCGGCGCACCGGGCCCGCCCAGCCCACGUGCACUGCGCAUCCUGUCACGCCUCACCUGCAACCCUGCCUGCCUCGAGGCCUUCGUGCGCAGUUAUGGCGCAGCGCUGCUGCGGGCCUGGCUGGUGCUGGGGGUGGCGCCUGACGAUUGGCCGGCACCACGUGCCCGGCCCACUCUCCACAGCCGGCACCGAGAGCUGGGGGAGAGGCUACUGCAGAACCUGACGGUUCAGGCCGAGUCGCCCUUCGGGGUUGGGGCCCUCACGCACCUGCUGCUCUCUGGGAGCCCUGAGGACCGAGUGGCCUGCGCGCUGACUCUGCCCUUCAUCUGUCGGAAGCCCUCUCUGUGGCGCCGGCUGCUUCUGGAGCAGGGUGGCCUCCGGCUCCUCCUUGCGGCGCUGACCCGGCCGGCCCCACACCCGCUCUUCCUCUUCUUUGCCGCGGACUCCCUUUCCUGCCUCCAAGACCUGGUGUCUCCCACUGUGAGCCCAGCUGUCCCACAGGCAGUCCCCAUGGACCUAGACUCACCCUCCCCUUGCCUGUAUGAACCUCUGCUGGGCCCAGCCCCUGUCCCAGCUCCCGACCUGCACUUCCUGCUGGACUCAGGCCUCCAGCUCCCUGCCCAGCGAGCGGCCUCAGCCACCGCCUCCCCUUUCUUCCGGGCCCUGCUGUCAGGCAGCUUUGCAGAAGCCCAGAUGGACCUGGUGCCCCUGCGAGGCCUGUCGCCCGGCGCAGCCUGGCCUGUCCUGCAUCAUUUGCAUGGUUGUCGGGGGUGUGGGGCUGCCCUGGGGCCCGUGCCCCCACCAGGCCAGCCCCUGCUGGGCUCAGAGGCUGAGGAGGCACUGGAGGCCGCUGGCCGUUUCCUACUGCCUGGGCUGGAGGAGGAGCUGGAAGAGGCUGUGGGCCGCAUCCACCUGGGACCCCAGGGUGGCCCGGAGUCAGUGGGUGAGGUGUUCCGCCUGGGCCGGCCCCGGCUGUCUGCCCACUGUGCCCGCUGGACACUGGGGUCAGAGCAGUGCCCGAGGAAGCGGGGUCUGGCCCUGGUGGGGCUUGUGGAGGCAGCAGGUGAAGAGGCAGGGCCCCUGACGGAGGCUUUGCUGGCCGUGGUGAUGGGGAUUGAGUUGGGGGCAAGGGUCCCUGCCUAGACUGUUGACGUCCCCUGGGAAGGGGACCCAAGGAUGAAUUGGCUGUGAAGGAGCCUCCCUGAGACUGGCAAGGAAGGACGCUGAGCAGAAGGAGUCGUCAUGGAGGAGUGGUGAGAACAUGGAACCGGACCCCAAGAUGACGAUCUAAAGACCCGGGAGCGAGAAGCCAAGGCUAGGGUCUGGGCGUAGGGCCCAGAGAAGCAGAACAGCCCAGAGCCCCAGGUGCCUGGCCUGGCCCAGACCUCUGGAAUUGAGAUUAAACACUUUGGAGUUGGA
This is a messenger RNA of Pongo pygmaeus (Bornean orangutan), 4763 nucleotides long. It is a transcript of the gene ARMC5, whose product is annotated as armadillo repeat containing 5. Gene Ontology annotation, cellular component: cytosol. Gene Ontology annotation, molecular function: protein binding. The record is from RefSeq and is a predicted model, not a curated record. NCBI's taxonomy places the organism in Eukaryota, Metazoa, Chordata, Mammalia, Primates, Hominidae. The coding region runs from base 1680 to 4487 and encodes 935 amino acids. The transcript is spliced from 7 exons. Gene Ontology annotation, biological process: anatomical structure morphogenesis.